AUGCUUAAAGAACCCUCAAAACAAAAAUUUAUCGACAUGGAACCGGGAGAAACGGUGUGUGUGACCGGCAGCAGCGGGUUCAUCGGGUCACACAUCGUCCGCCUCCUUCUCCACCGCUGCUACGCCUUUCACGCCACCGUUCAGCAUCUUGACGAUGAAGCCGAGACGAAGCACCUCCAAGCCAUGGAUGCUGCUCACCAUCGUCUCAAGCUUUUCCAGAUCGAUCUCUUGGACUUCGAUUCCAUCCUCGCCGCCGUCCAUGGCGUCUCCGGCGUCCUCCACAUCGCCUCCCCUUGCAUCGUUGAUCUUGUUCGCGAUCCUGAGAGGGAGUUGAUUGAGCCGGCGGUGAAGGGGACGAUUAAUGUGCUCCGUGCGGCGAAGGAGAGUGGGGUGAAGCGCGUGGUGGUGACCUCGUCGAUCUCAUCCAUGGUGCCUAACCCUGGCUGGCCGGCGGAUGUAGUCAUGGAUGAGGAAUGUUGGACUGAUCUUGAGUAUUGUAAACAGAAUGGGAUAUGGUACCCGGCUUCGAAGACGAUGGCGGAGAAGGCGGCGUGGGAGUUCGCCAGAGAGAAUGGGUUGGAUGUGGUGGUGAUCAACCCUGGCACUGUGAUGGGGCCGAUCAUUCCGCCGGGAAUCAAUGCUAGCAUGGCUAUGUUCCGUCGACUUCUUGAAGGCUGCUCUGAUCAGUAUAUGAAUUUUUUCAUCGGACCUGUUCAUGUGGAAGAUGUGGCUCUGGCCCAUAUUUUACUCUACGAGAAUCCGGCAGCGUCCGGGAGGCAUCUCUGCAUAGAAAGUAUCUGUCAUUGGAGUGACUUUGCAUCAAAAGCUGCAGAGCUGUACCCUGAAUACAAAAUCCCCAGUUUUCCAAAGGAUACACAGCCAGGGGUUUUGAGAGCUCAGAAUCCAUCCAAGAAGCUAUUUGCCUUGGGAAUGUCCUUCAUCCCCAUGGAACAAAUCAUCAAAGAUGCAGUGGAGAGUUUGAAGAGCAAAGGUUAUAUUUAAAAGCUUUCCAUUACUAGUGAUUUUGCGGAAUUAGUAACUGAUUAUAUAGUGCUGUUAUGAGUGUCAUAUUUUAUGUUAAAACAUGAUUAUCUGGUGUGGUUAUGUUGUAUUAUGUUAAGACUGUGCUUGUUUAUAUUAAUAAUAUGCCAACAAAACUAAUGGAUUUUUCAAUA
Dioscorea cayenensis subsp. rotundata (Guinea yam) is the source of this 1175-nucleotide messenger RNA. Its product is annotated as phenylacetaldehyde reductase-like. The record is from RefSeq and is a predicted model, not a curated record. NCBI's taxonomy places the organism in Eukaryota, Viridiplantae, Streptophyta, Magnoliopsida, Dioscoreales, Dioscoreaceae. The transcript is spliced from 7 exons. Bases 1 to 1002 code for a protein of 333 amino acids. Gene Ontology annotation, molecular function: oxidoreductase activity, acting on the CH-OH group of donors, NAD or NADP as acceptor.